AUGAACAUUUUCAGGAAACCGGUAACAUUAGCGAACGAAAAAAAACCACCAUUGGUUAAGUACCAGAGUAAUAUGCAGCGGGCGGCAUUUUUGACUCUCACGACCCAGCAGCAGCGGGUUAAAUUUAAUGAGUUGAAUGAGCUUGAAGCAAAAAGAAUUACUGAAGGGUUGAAUAAUGAGGAUUCCAUUUGGUCGUUAAAAGCAGCUUUGGAUAAGAAAAACAAACUGCGAAAUAGGUACUCGAAUGUAUCUCCUUACGAUGCAUCAAGGGUUAAAAUCCCAGUUGUUGACGAAAAGGUAUUUUCAGAUUACUUCAAUGCUUCUUAUAUUAGACUCGAAACUAGUGGAGGGUUGCUACAGAAUGAGUAUAUAGCGUGUCAGGGACCAUUGGGGACUACAAGGAACCAUUUUUGGUCAAUGUGCUUUCAUGAGCUGGAAAAACAGGGGAAUAAUGUAAUUGUGAUAGUGAUGGUAACUCCAUUGAUAGAACAAGGAAUGACCAAAUGUGACAAAUACUGGCCCGAAUUAGGCGAGAUGUGGGAUUUUUCUGCGGAAAAUGAACGAGAUGGAAUAUUGUACAAGGAGAUGAAAGUUGUCAACAAAAACGAAACAUAUGGUGCAAAUGAUGAUUUUAUUGUAACCGAAUUGGAAGUCCAGUCGAGGAACAAGACGAAAAAAGUUUAUCAUUUUUAUUACUACAAAUGGUCAGAUGCAAAAGUACCACCAUCGAUUCAGCUGUUGAGCAAUUUGUCACAUCACAUUGACAAGGUAAAAAAGUCCAUUGGAAAGGAAACGGGAAAAGUAAAAGAACCUGUACCUAUAGUACAUUGUUCUGCAGGAGUUGGAAGAUCGGGGACGUUUUUGGUUUAUGACCAUUUGUUUAAGGACCAAAGUCGGUUUAGAGAUUUAAUAAUGAGUGGUGCUGGCAAGAAGGAUAUCAUAUUUAAAGCAGUAUCUCAAUUGAGAGAUAAGAGAAUGAUGAUGGUACAAACCGUUUAUCAGUACCACUUUCUAUAUGAUGCUGCUAGGAUUAUGAGUGUGUUACCAGAAACCAUAGUAGAGGAAGUUGAGAGUGCCUGA
Messenger RNA from Lodderomyces oxycetoniae, 1080 nucleotides. It is a transcript of the gene PTP1, whose product is annotated as tyrosine protein phosphatase. NCBI's taxonomy places the organism in Eukaryota, Fungi, Ascomycota, Pichiomycetes, Serinales, Debaryomycetaceae. Bases 1 to 1080 code for a protein of 359 amino acids. Gene Ontology annotation, biological process: protein dephosphorylation. The transcript has a single exon. The record is from RefSeq and is a predicted model, not a curated record. Gene Ontology annotation, molecular function: protein tyrosine phosphatase activity.